AUGAAAGGAUUUCUUGAGGAUGCAAACUACUCCAUUGGCUUACUGGAUGAAGGAGUAAAUGUUGGAGAUGUCAUUGACAACUGCAUUUAUGAACAUACUGUUGUAAGUGUUCCGCUUUCAGUAUUUUUAUUUUAUUUUUUAUAUUGCAAACUCAAAAAAUAAAUCCAUGCAGUUAUACAGGACCUCAGUUAAAAGCAAAAAACACAAGAGUAACAUUGAAGUAAAAUAAAUUAAAGAAACAGAAGUAAAGAACGGUUCAUCUGAAAAAAAACACACAAAAAACAAUCAUUUUGAUGAGAAGGCUAGGUUAAAAUAGUGGUGUUAAGAUGGUGCCUAAAACCUAUGACAUAUGAUACUAGCUUGAUUUCAUUAGAUGAGUUCCUUAGCCCCGUUACCACCAUAUGAAAUGCACAAUUGUCAGACUUGUCUGAGUGACAGUUCACAAAGAUCAGGCAGGGGUGUAGGGAUUAAAGCACCCUUUUAAGUACACCAGGUUAUGUCUGUCUUUAUAGAUUAAUAGCAAGAAUUUGAAGCUUGGUAGCAUACUGGCAGUCUGUGAGGCUCCCUUAACACAGGUAUUGCAUUCAGAAUUUUACACCAGUCUCAAGGGUAGCUCAACAUAGAGUGCGUUACAGUAGUCUAUCCUUGAGGUUUCCAUUGCUUGAACCAUCACAGUUAAUUUAUGCAGGAACCGUUGCAGCUGGUAAAUGCACUCCCAGCCACUGAGGUUUAUCUGUGCCUCAAAUGACAAAGUUGGACUUAGGAGUACCUUCACACUGCAUAGCUGCUCCUUUAGGGUGAGUGCAGCUCCAUCCAAAGCAGGAAACUGGCCUUUCUCCUAGACAUUGAAAUGGCACAGCCAUAGAGCUUCAGUCCUGCCAGGAUUCUAGGCUCAGUUUAUUGGCCCUUAUCCAGGCCACUGCUGCAUCUCUAGACACUGGUUCAGAACUUGCACAGCCUUACCUGGCUUAGACAUUGUACUGCCGAUUUUCAGAUUUAGAGGCGUUUCAACCACAAAUAAAGUUCAAAAACAAGGUUACAUUUUCACGGUAUGCCCAGGGAAAGUGGAGGAUGUCUGGGACAGUAAUAAACAAAAUGGAAAAUGCCCCCUAUGACUGCCAGCUACUUACUGUAUAUCUUUGUAGUUACUGUAGUCUUUAACUGUAGAUUCACUGUUUUUCUCUUUCUUCCUAGACUGGAAACAAUACUUUUUUUGUUGGUGAUCUGGGAAAGUUGAUUAAGCAGCACAUCCACUGGCAGAAUGUGAUGGCACCAGUAAAGCCAUUUUACAAUGUAAAAUGUAACUCCACUGAAGGUGUACUUGAGAUAAUGGCAGCUCUUGGAACUGGGUUUGCAUGUUCAAGCAAAGUAAGUAUUUGGCAUCUUACCUAAACAACUCUUCUCCAACCUGGUGCCCUGCAUAGGUUUAAGACUACAGCUCCCCUCAGCCAGCACAGCCAUGCUGGUGGAAGCUGUAGUCCACAACAUGGAGGGGACCACAUUAGGGUAGGGUUCUCUGAACCCUAAACCUCUAGUAGAGGAUGUCUAUAAGAGCUUGUUCACUCCUUAAGAACAGUUUUGGAGGUUCCGCUUCAUGUGCCUCUGCCGCCAGCGCUUUCGAGGUUGGUGACUAGAAAUAGUCCUGGUGGUGAUCCUGUUUAUGGAGUACCCACCUCCUAGGCAUGAUGGAAGCUAGUUCAUAUGUCUGUGUGUGUUUAUAUUCUUAAAGUGGCUUACAACAGAUUAGAGCAAUAAAACAAACAAUCCAGGAACAUUCCGCUGGCUGGUUGCAAAGGUUAGAAUGACCUUUCCCUCACUGCUGUGAUUGUAGGCCAACUAGCAUUUGGAGCAGAGUAUUCAUUACAGAAGAUAAGGGGUGAGCAAACUCCCUGCAGCUCAUUCUCAGGCCAGUGGCUGGAGCCAGCUCAUCUUCCCAGUUUUAUGAAGACAAUUGUAUUCUCUGGUACAUUCAGUGGCUGGGCCUGGCCUUUUUAUUCUUAAUGCUUGUGCCGAUUCUGUUUCAUUUGGUGUCUUAUUUUAUUCUAAUGCUGUAUUGGGUUUAAUAUUCUAAAGCUUUUGUAAACCACCCUGGAUGUGUUUAAGCUGGAAUUUAAACAUCUUAAUAUGAGGGGGGGUGAGAUAUGGAAUGCAUUCUUGACCGUAUCAUUGCUAUGCACAGGCGUGUGAUACCGCAAGCAUAUUAUAUUACUUAGGACCAUAGAAAGCUACCAUAUACUAUGCCAGACUUUCUCCAGUUAGCCCAUUGUCUGCUUUGACUGACAGUAGCUCUCCAAGGUCUCUUUGUAACUUGAGAUGCCAGGGAUUAAACUUGGGACCUUUGUGGAAAGCAUGGACUCCACCACUAAAUUGUGGUUCCUCUCCAGCCUAUGAACCUUCCACAUACUGAGAUUUUUGUACCCAACUUCGAUGCUCUGAUAACUGGAGUAAAUAAAAAGAAUCCAAAUACCAUUGUGAUGUCUUAAGAACAACAACUAAGAAUGACGUGUUUUAUUAGCGUAACUUGCAUAGCUUGUUUGGACAUUAUGUGCAUGUAGGACAGCUCCAGAGCUCCAAGCAUUAGAAACUUUCAAAACUUUGUAAGCCCCCCCCCCCCCCAAGCUGGCUUUAGAGUUUAACUCUAGAAACUUAAGGUAGAAUUUUCUUAGCCUUUGGGACACAGCAGCUUGCAAACUUAAACUAAGUAACUUUGGAUAACAAGUCUUGCAUUAGGUAUUACUUUCUCUCCCCCCCCCCUUUUAAUACCACUAUUGUGAUUUUAAAAAAUUCCAACCUUAUAUACUCUAAAUCUUCUUCACAACCUUUAUUUGCCUCUAACCUUGUUCAAAUGUUUGUUUGUUUUUUCAGACUGAAAUGGCAUUGGUUCAAGACCUGGGCAUUUCUCCUGAAAACAUUAUAUUCACAAAUCCUUGCAAGCAAGCUUCUCAGAUAAAAUAUGCAGCGAAAAUUGGAGUAAACAUUUUGACAUGUGACAGUGAACUCGAAUUAAAGAAAAUUGCUAGGAACCAUCCGAAUGCAAAGUAAGUAUACAGAAAUGUUUUCAUUUUACUUACCAUUGUGGGAAGUUGGGAUUACAGUAUACAAUUUUAAAAGAUUAUUGUGGCAUCUUAGAAGACGAACAAAUUGUACUAUGGCAUAAGCUUUCAUGAACUAGAGCCCACUGAAUUAAAUUUAAUAUAUGCUUAUAAUGAAUUAUCUCUAAAGGGAUAACCUUCUGAAAUACUACUUGCAGAGAAGUCUCCCUUGGCUGUUCUAACAUGCAACUCUUUAAAACUUGAGAAUGUAUACCUUGAUGACCCAAAUAUUAGUUAGGUGUGUUUGACAACAUAGUUUUAAGCUGUUGCUUUUGAAGAUUCUACUAACUUACCCUGAAAUUGCUUUAUCAAGAUACCUUAAAACUUCUUUUGACUCGGAAGCACCUCCUGCCAGGGUUAUGUGGGCUGGCGAUAUUAAAACAUGAAUAUUUCUAUGUAUUUACACACAUCAUUCUCUGCUUGGGACUCUGGCAUCAUGAUGAAAUGUAUCACAUGUUUGUUCAGAUCACCAUCUGAGAGAAUUGUCUCAAGAUCCCUUGAGCUGCUCCAGAAUGUUUCAGGGGGGGAAAUCAAGUACAAAUCUGGAACAGGCUGCUAUAUGCUGCGUGCCAGAACUGUGGUGCUGCACCAGAAGUGCACAUCAAGUUUUCUUCUAGUUUACUUGGGGUAGCAUCAGCAUGAAGGAGGAACAAAUGUAUGGCGGUGGAUUAUCUAAAACAGAUAAGGCAGUUAGUGGGUAAGUACAUGCCCCUUUGAAAUAAUAGAAUAUGAAGGCUGCAUGUCAAUCUCUGGAUUGUUUCAGUAAUUUAAUAUUCUGGCAGACUUCCUGGGCCUUGAGAGAAGAGUUCAUCCAGUAAAUGUGUCAUGCAAUUGGGCACCUCCUUCCUCAUUGUCAAUCUUUGUGUAAAAAAGUUGCUGGAGUUUAUUCUUCUAAUAGGGCAGCGAUUGCCAUGUGUUCAAGAAAUAUCUUACAUAUGUUAUAUGCUCCUACACUACUAAUGCAUAUUAUGAUCCAAACUUUUAUCAUCAGGUAUAUUGAUCCUUAAGAAAAAGGAUAAUAUAUAGUGCUUCAGUUGCAUGUUUUUAAGGGCAGAUCUGCAUGAGUGCUGUGGACCUUAUUUUGGGGCAAUAUAAUACACACUUGGAAAAUAUAAAGAUGCUAGCUUCCCACUCAUUCCGAUACCCAACACUGGCCAUGUAGUCACUUCUGUUAACUGAAUCAGCAGAGGACUAACACAGUCAUUUGUGGAGUAUGACGUUUGCAAGGCUAUUAAUGCAUCCAGCUCCCAAAGUAAGGUUUGGUAGACUUGGCCCUAAGGAUGUUACACAGACAUUUAGAGUGAAAUUAAUGGCUGUAUCUCUUUUGAUUAAUAUUAGCAGCUAAUUGAUGCUCAGGUUUGCAAGAAAUGACCCAUCUUUCUAGAAACCAAGGACUCAUUAUACUCUCAGUCAUCAAGUUCCAGUUUCUUUAAGGGUGUAAGCCCUGUUACCUUCAAAUGAAAUGCUGCCCACCAGCCUGUUCUGGCUACUACUAAAGGAAGAAGCAAGCAGCGAAGCUAAUAAAACUGGAAUUAAUACUUCAAAAAAGUACCCAAUGGGAGGGAAAAUCUGGGAUGCCUUCUAUUUCAAAUCAGCCAUAUUUUAUCAAGCAAACAGUACAGUAUUCAAAACCCAGUCAUAGACGUGGCUUGCAUGUAAAGGUAAGCUGAACCAUAGCUUGCUUGUGACUGCAUGGGCCCCUGUAGAGACAGUUGCAGCUGCUUUGCUAUUUUGCUCCUGCUAUGAAGCUAAGCUAUGGUUUGGCUUAGUAUGUUGUCUGAAUAGUGUUUCAUGAUUUGUCUCGUCCCAGACAAACCACAAGCUGUAACCAAGGAUUGUUCUUGGUUUACAGCUCGUCUCUUCCAGCCAAACCAUUAGCCUGAGUGUGGAUGGCAUGCUGCACUAAACCACAUCUUAGCUUGCAGCAGUGCAGUAAGACUGGAGAAGGAGCAGCUGUAACUGCCUCUACAGGGGCUAUGGUUUGACUUAGUGUUACAUGUGAACUGAACCAUAUUCAGCACAUUUUGCAAGAAGUUGUCACUGAGCAGCUUUAUGACAGCCAUGAUUACAUCCAAGGUAAUGUAUUUUUAUUACAGCAAUCAACAGGUUUUCUGCUAUAGCAGUUAUUAGCUGCUGCAUUUCCAAACCACUUAUCCUUUUUGACUCCAUAUUUAGGCCCUAAUUGCUAGUUUUCUCUCUGUACAGGAUUAUUUUUAUUAGGUUCCCUUGACUCGUCCAUCGGUGGAACUGGAGUAUUGGCAACAUAAUCAACAUACUUCUGACAGUCUUCAGGCUUCACAUGUGCUGAUGCUGCUGUAAACCAACUGUGCCCCAAUCAUCUUCCCCUUCUCUUAGGCUCUUGCUUCAUAUUGCCACAGAAGACAUUAAUGGAGAGGAAGAGAUGAACAUGAAGUUUGGCACCACCCUGAAGAACUGUCGGCACCUCAUGGAAUGUGCUAAGGAGCUGAAUGUCCAAAUAGUUGGUGUUAAGUAAGUAAUCCUGUCCUUUCUCCCUCAUCUUCCCUUCACAUUGCUGCUCUUUUCAGUGUGAAAGAGGAAAGCAGUGGACUUGAAUGGUAUAUGGGGUCUUGAAAUGUUCAUGUUAGGGAGGUAUCCUGAAUGUCUAUAAAAGUAGCCACAGUGUUUCAUAACUAUGCUUCCAAUUAUAUCUCAUACAUAUUAGUAAAAUGCUAUAUAAUACAGUGUCUUGUUUCUGUGCACCCAAAUAUUUGGAAAGAGAAUAUGGGAAGUAUUAAUACCAGAGAGAGAAAGAAACUGAACUCUUCAGGGAUAUUAGUUCCCAGACCUCUAGAAAAGUUUGUCCUAUAUAUGGUGUACAGUACAUACAUUUUCUGUGUGAUAAAAUUGACCUUUUCAGUUUAAGGCUGUAAAUUAGUUCCUAAAGGGGACCACCUAAUUUGAAUACAUAUGGCAGAUGAAAGUCAUUUAACAUGUAAGGCUUGAUAGGACAAACCCAUUUCAAACAAAAGGUAAACGUUUAGAAAUACAUGUAUGAAAGGCAACAGCAAUAUUCAGAGCAAAGCAAUUCGCUACAGCUUUCCCAUAGUCUCAACUAUAUAACGCCGCGUCCCUAGUAGCAAAUAUUAGACACCCAAAGCAUCUAAUUCCAAGAAGAUGGUUAUACUGAAAACAGAGGUCUCCUGCCUCAAGUGUCAAUAUACCUCCGGGUAUAGGGUGGUAUAUAAGUUCAAUAAAUACUAAUAAAUAAAUAAUAAUUUUGGGCAAAAAACUGUAACUAGUGAGGAUUGGGAUUAGAACUUCAAUGCUGAAUGAUAUUUCAGUAAUGUAGAGAGAUCUCUUUUGCUAAUACUGUACUGUACUCCAUCUUCUUGUUUACCCUUUGUAUAAGUCCCAUAUUUAUUAGCAAGAAAUCCUGUUGCUUUCAGUGGAAGCUUUUUCUAAGUAAGCUUAGCAUGGAACACAGACAGAUUUGAUUGGCUGGGUAAUUGUCAUCAUGUUUAUGGUCUAGGCUUCAAUAAGUGCAUAGAGCCAUUGAGAGAAUGAGAGAAUUGUGAAGCAAAUUUAUUGCAAACUUUGUGAGUUUGUCAAGCCAGAGUAAAUCGCAUAGAAUCUGCAGGGAUUUUUUAGCUAAAGUUAGUCUUUGUUUUUUGUUUGUUUCAGAUUUCAUGUGUCAAGCUCUUGCAAGGAAACUCAAGUAUACAAACAUGCUAUUUCUGAUGCUCGCUGUGUGUUUGAUAUGGCUGUAAGUGAAUUAUUGGACUUGUAUACACUUAAGUUUACAUGUUGAAUAUGUUCAGUACAGUGAAACCUUGGUUCUCAAACGGCUUAGUUGACAAACAAAUCAACUCCCGAACGCCGAAAACCUGGAAGUAAGUGUUCAAGUUUUCGAACGUUUUUCAGAAGCCGAACGUCUGACGCAGCUUCCACUUGAGCGCAGGAAGCUCCUGCAGCCAAUCAGAAACCGAGCCUUGGUUUUUGAACGUUUUCGGAGGUCAAACGGCUUCCAGAACAGAUUCCGUUCGAGAACCAAGGUACAACUUAAUUCCAUCACACAAUUGUAGAUACAUUUGUCAUUUUUUUUUGACAUAUGUGAAAAUUAGUUGAGUUGCCAUUUACUGUAUAAUCGUUUAAAAGGUAACAAAUAAAUCACCUUGUCUUGUUAAAAGAGCUCAGUGUUUUAAGAGUCUAUAUUACAAAACAAAAAGGGCACCUAAUACCUUGUAGAUAGUAAACUUUCUGCAUUUUUAUUUUAGGAAGAAUUUGGCUUUACCAUGAACCUGUUGAACAUUGGUGGUGGUUUCACAGAUUACGAAGCUGACCUGGAGGAGGUAUGAAUUUUGAUUUAGCUUUUUCCUAUAAAACUGGCUUAUUUAGUUAUUCACUUUGUUGAGAUUUGCACUUGCAGUGGAUAUACGUAUGAAAUAGCUAAAGAAUUAACGCAGAGAUGGAGGGUGGAUUUAUAGUCUUCAGUUCCAAUUCAGUCAUUGAAACUUGAGUUCACAAUAUUAUAUUUGGAUACAGAGCAGCCUUCCUUAACCUGGCGCCCUUCAGAUAAUUUGGACUACAAGUUGCAUCAGUCACAGCCAGCACAUUUGGAGAGCACCAGGUUGAGGAAGGCUGACUUAGAAAAUAGGAGUGGCAGACUGGUUUGAUCCUGGCUUGUUUAACCAAACCAAAGUAUAAAAUAAUCAGCAUUCCUCUGAGUUCAAACAUAACAGAGAGCACUGAUUAGUUUUAAAACAAAAGUUUGUGAACUUGUUGCUACACCAAAAUUGGAGAUGGGAGCACAGUAACCUGAGGCUUGUUUGCACAAUAGUAAAACACAUUUUCUUGUUGCAUCCAAAAAGGACUUUGCAAGUUUUAUAUUAUAGAGCUUCUGACGCUUUUAAAAAUGAAUUUUUUUUGGAAGAACUUGUGCAGUGAUAAGAAGUUAUAGCAUGUAGGCCAGGAUCCAAGGAAAUGUUGAUGAAAGAUCAGAUGCAACUUGUGUAGUUGCACUUUGAUUUGUUCAAGUGAUAUUUUGCACAGUUUAGCUAACUCUGCUUAUAGCUUCAUAACUUUCUCAGUGCUUGAGGAAAUGAUGAGGAAAACAACCACUCUAAACUUGGAAAGCAGAUUUCCAUAUGUGGAAGCAGAUCUUUGGGUCCCAGUCACAUUUUAUCAUAGUAACAUGUCCAUCUGUAUGACCUGUUUUUGCUACAGUGCUUUCUAAAAGAUAUUGUGCUAUAUGAGUACUGCUGCAAGUGUAUUUUGGUCUAGUUGCACAAAUGAGAAAGCAAUGUGUGUGAAUUGGUUCUCCAGUUUGUGCAACCCACAUGCUGUGAGUUACCUGACUGACCUAAAAUGUUUUUUGGAUACAGGUUCACACUGAGAGGGAGGAGAGGAGGAACACACCACAAUUGUCCUAAUUUAAAACUGCAAGAGUCUAAAUAUCACAACAAAAUCAACCAUUAUUUUCAAAUUACCCAAGAUUUUAGAUGGCUGCUUUUGAAUAGACCUAGAUUAUUUGAAAACAAGAUCAUAUUUCGUAGGAUUGAACACUGGGAAAAACAGCCUGAUAGGAGCAGUUGUAGUCCUCUAUCGGUAAUGUGCUAAAAUUUAUACAAUUCACUUGAUUUUAAUAGAUCAGCAAUAAUACAUCAUGUAUCCUUUUUAUUCUGAGGUAAAAUUCAGACGAACUAAGCAACUUGAUUGGUUCAGAUUUCCUCCCUCCCCAAGUUGUGAUAGUGAGUGGCACCGUUUCUCCCCUUAGCUUUCAACUUGACAAACGUUUAUCUAGGAACAGACUUAAAAUUUGAACUAAAGUUGUAAAUUAUAAAUUGAUACAGGUUUUUAAAUAGAUAUUCCCCUUCUAUCUUCAAGGUUAAUCAUAUUGUCAGUCCAUUACUUGAUACCUACUUUCCUGAAGAAUCUGGUGUGAUCGUGAUUGCGGAGCCUGGAUGCUAUUAUGUUUCUUCUGCAUUUACUCUAGCAGUUAAUAUCAUUGCCAAGAAAGCUGUUCAAGAUGACAAACCUCUUCUCUCUAAAGGUAGGCAAAACCUGUUCCACACGUAAAUCAGCAUAAAGAUUGAAGAAACAACAGCAGUGCUUUGGAUGCUAGCCAAAAAUUAAGCCUCUAAUCUAAUAGCUUAUUUUCUCUUUUAGGUUGCUGAGAAGCUUUUCUUUAUUUCAUUUGUUUCCCUUAAAGGCCAUAUAUAAAUACCACUAUUUAUAUAUAUAUAUAGCCUUUAAGGGAAACCACACAAAGCAGUUUGUUAAUGCUUAUUGUUCCAAUAUUUUAAAACAAUCAAAGAAAGCAGUAAAAAUAAGCUAUUGGGGUGGGGGAGACUCCUAAAAAUUAAAUUUCUCUCCUUGAAACAAGAUGGUCUUUGGUCAGUCCUGGUGGCAGCUGUGAGAAUGGGGGGUUUAUCUCAUCUUGAACAUUGGGAGUUCACCAGGCUGCUGUUUUCUCUUUUUCAUCUCCUGAGGUAUCGUGUCUCUUCCAGUAUUUGAGCUGGUUUCAAUUUAAAAGACAGUUGGCUUUUUUUUGAAUCAGUAAGGGCUCAGCCCUCAGGAGGAAAAAAUCUUUACUAUUUGUAAACUAGAACAUAUUUUCAGUUUCCAUAGAAACAUGCUGUUUCAGGCUUAGAGUUUUGCCUGGAGGGUUACAUUUCAAUUUUUGUUAAGCUUUAAGACUUCAGGGUUUGAUGUGCAUAGUACUGCUAAUUUGUAUGGCAGACCGAGGGUAUACCUCUGCAGUAUGUUUGUGUUCAGACUGAAUUAAGUGAAGAAUCUAUCUUAUUUAAUGUGCAAUCUUAAGAAUGUUCCAGGUCAUGAUUCAUAUUUGUCUCAGGAUACAUCUUAUAUCUGAUAUUCCUUCAUCAUGUUUCUUGUUCAUGUGCAUGUUCCAUAUGCUCCUGAAAAACUUAGGCAACUGUUUAAGAAAGGGCUGUAAGUGGAAACUUAUUGUGAAACUGUUAUUAAAAUGUAACAUCUUUCGUUACAGUGGAACAAAUAAGAAGUGAUGAACCAGUCUUCAUGUACUACAUGAAUGAUGGUGUUUAUGGUUCUUUUGCACGCAAAUUAUCUGAGAAUUUGACUACUAUUCCAGAGGUUCACAAGGUGAGAGCUCCUUUAUGUACUAUAAGCUGCUAUCCUCAACAAGAAUUGCUAAAUGAAAUUAUCAUUGAUUUUGUAUGUAUAGAAUCAUACAUGUAUAAACCUAAAUCUAACUGUCAGAACUGUUUUCAUGCAGAAAUACAAGGAAGAUGAGCCUCUAUUUGCAAGCAGCCUUUGGGGUCCAUCCUGUGAUGAGCUUGAUCAAAUUGUGGAAAACUGUCUUCUCCCUGAGCUGAAUAUUGGAGACUGGCUGCUCUUUGACAAUAUGGGUUCUGGUGCUUUGGGUGAACAAUCUGCUUUUAAUGAUUUCCAAAAGCCACCAGUUUACUACAUAAUGUCAAUCAGUAACUGGUAAGUUUAUAUUGUGUUGUACUUUAUGAUUCAAUCUAACUUUUACAAAACACUAUGUUCAAUAAUUUAUGAAGGAAGGUGAGCUAUUUCUAAGAGCAUAGACAUCUCAGCAAUGUGUGUACACCUUUUGAGAAACCCAAACUUCCUUUGAAAAUUGUUGCAGCCCGUCCCCCAGAUGCUUUUCCUUUUUCACUUGGCAACACAUGCUCACUUUUAACUGAAGAGUCAGGACAAUAGCUAGAGUGCUAGAUUUGGACAUGGGGAGACCCAUGUUCCAAUUCAAUGCAAAGUUUGUGUUCAACUGAUCUCACAAGAUACAAAGGCAAUAAAGCAUAAUUUUAUCUAGAUAGUGCAUGUGUGUUAGCUCUUGUUUUGUAGAGGCUGACCAACUAGCUUUGCAGAUCCGUAUUUAUUUAUUUUUUAAAAUUACAUGUCCAUUCAUACCCAUGCUAAGGUCACAUGUAGUUUAGGUGCUAAAAAGUAUUUCAGUGCAACCACAACAGUGGUACAGUUCUUUCCUUGGGGUAGACUCUUAAAGUAUCUGCUGGGCCAGCCCAAGCCUUGCUACAUGAAGCCUGGCUGCCUCUAACCAAUCACUAUACAGUACUGCACUUGCAUGCACUGCUAUCCUGGUCUAUAGGUAACACACCAGUGUGGGCAAACUGUAGCCUUGCAGAUGUUAGAUUCCAACAUAAAGUGGUCAAGGAUGAUGGAAGUUGGACUACCAGCUUCUGGAGGGCCACAGGUUUCCCUUUCUACUUGUUUUGUCCAUCUUGCUAAUUGGCCAGGACAUAAUUUGGCAUUAAGUGAAUGGAAAGUCAGCUUGUGGAAGAAGGAACAGGUUGAUCUGGGUAGCUAAGUUCAUUUUUAUCAGUCUUGCAGAUUGAUGGGAUUUUAUAUAUGCAGGCAGCGGCCAUUUCAUAUGGGGGUUUUGUCAGCAGAGCACACACAAGCACACCUGGUUAUGCCCUCUUCCAGGUCCAAAAUGACCCACACAUUGGUGAUCGUGCCUAAAUGGGUCACCGUCUGUACAACUGCAUGCUCGUAAGAUGAAGCAUAAUGAUCAAAAGUGCACAAAAAGUACCGUCUAUACUUUCUUCUGAAUAUUUGAUAACAUAAUGGCGGGGGAAAGCUAAAAUUAGGCAAUUUAAUUUGCUAAACUUGCAGUGUUUAGAACAGUAUGCAAAAUAGGAAAGGGCGGUGCUACAGUGCUUGGAAAACCCCCCAAAUGAAAUCUUUCUUCCCCUAUUUUGCCUGAAUAUUGUGUGUGCUUUCCAUUCCAGGUGUGAGAUGCAAGAUGCUGGGUUCACCUCUGACACACUGAUGAAGAACUUCUUCUUUGUGCCUUCUUGCAUUCAGCUGAGUCCUGAAGACCGCUUUUCUAUUGCAGCUUAA
Messenger RNA from Podarcis lilfordi (Lilford's wall lizard), 11918 nucleotides. The record is from the annotation of a GenBank genome assembly. Lineage: Eukaryota; Metazoa; Chordata; Lepidosauria; Squamata; Lacertidae.